Molecule: messenger RNA, 1692 nt
Organism: Etheostoma cragini (Arkansas darter)
Lineage: Eukaryota; Metazoa; Chordata; Actinopteri; Perciformes; Percidae
Gene: rbmx2
Product: RNA binding motif protein X-linked 2
Exons: 6
Coding region: 249-1322 (357 amino acids)
Biological process (GO): mRNA splicing, via spliceosome
Cellular component (GO): catalytic step 2 spliceosome; precatalytic spliceosome; U2 snRNP
Molecular function (GO): nucleic acid binding
Source: RefSeq, a predicted model, not a curated record
GGCGGCAGCAGAGGCGGGAAUUCAUGCGGAAGUGGCUCGUGUCGGCUUCGCUUCCCUGACCCUAACCCUAACCAAUCACACGCCUCUCUUCUACAUUAACCAACCGAAACAGAGCAGGCUGCGUGUGGCAGCCAAUCAGAGGCAGAGUAGGGCGGGUCAUGCCUUCAUUGACCUAGCAAAAUAUCUAUGUAGCUCUCACCAGUAGACAAUUCCUUCCGUAGCAUCGGUUUCUGUACCUUGUGUUCACCAUGAACCCGCUGACCAAAGUGAAGCUGAUCAACGAGCUGAACGCUCGCGAGGCGAGUCUCGGGGUGAAGGAGUCCGUGUCCUGGCACAGCGAGUACAAGGACAGCGCCUGGGUGUUUGUCGGAGGAUUUCCAUACGAGCUGACUGAAGGAGACAUCAUCUGCGUCUUCUCACAGUACUUUACUGUUAGUAGGCGGGACAAAGAGAGUGUCUCUGUGAUCCGAUUGGUCCGUUUUGUUUUCCAUCAGAUCAAAGGACGGACGAUCCGCGUGGACCACGUGAAGGACUACCGUCCUCCCAAAGACACGGAGGACAUGGAUGACAUCACCAGGCGGCUGAGGGAGGACGGCUGCGCCCCCAGAGCUGAGAAGACGUCCUCGGAGGAGGAGGAAGAGGAGGAGCAGUACAGCGUCCCCGUCAAGAAGCCCAAGAAAGAAAAGAAAGACAAGAAGAAAAAGAAGAAAGAGAAGAAGGAGAAGAAGGCCGAGAAGGAGAAAGAGAAGGCGAGCCGGGCGCUGCACUCCUCCUCUUCUUCCUCUCCUCGUCCUCCUCCUCUUCCUCAGGCCGCCGUCAGAGUCAAAGAGGAGAAGGAGGACGCCGCCUACGACAAAUACAACCAGAGGAGGGCGCCGCCCGGGGGGGGACAGAACGGACAGAGAGGGAGGGAGGGACACGGAGACGGAGACAGGAACAGAGAGAGAGACGGGGACAAAAACUACAACAGGAAAAGAGAGUUUGACCGGGACAGAGACGAGGAGAGACGAAGAGAGACAGACGGAGACGACGACAGACGAAGAGAGACAGACAGAGACGACGAUAGACGAAGAGAGACAGACAGAGACAACGAUAGACAAAGAGAGACAGAAAGAGACAACGAUAGACGAAGAGAGACAGACAGAGACGGGGACCUGAGCAGAGAAAGAGAGGAAUACAGGAGGAGGAAUCGUGAGAGGGAGGGAGACGGGAGGAGAGAGACAAGCAGAGACUACGAAAGAAAGAGAGACAGCGAUCGGAGAAGGGAGACAGACAGAGAGGGUGAGAGGAGAAGACAAACCGAUAGGAGAGAGAGACAGUGAUAGAAGGAAGGAGACAGAGACUUCGAAAGAGAGUUUGACAGAGACGGCGGUAGACGAAGAGAGACAUUGAUCGAAGGCGGGAGACCGACAGGGACAACAAGAGACAGGGAGGAAGACAAACCGAGACAGAGAGGAAGACAAACCGAGACAAAGAGACAGAGGAGGGAGACAAGAGACAGAAGACAGAAACCGAAUGCCAAAAGCAAUGAAAGGAAAGAGUUUGACAGAGACAGCGAUAGAAGACAAGAGACAGGCAUUGAUUGGAGGACCGCGAGAGACAGACGUAAACAGGCUGUUGCAUGCUGAGACAGACAUACCGUCCCCUCUGAGCGGUGUGUGGGACACGGCUGCCUGUGAAGUGGACGUGUCU